AUGGAGGAGGCGCGGGCUGCCAUGGCGCGCAGCAGCUGCGACCCCGCCUCCGGGGACUUUCCGACUCUCACUGAGGCGGCCACUGCGAUCAUGACUCCCGAGGAGCUGCAGAGCCUGCGCCGCAACCUCACGGAGGAAAAGAUCGCCCAUGCGAAGUACUUGCGGGAGCACCCGGAGAUUGACGCCAUUAUGCGGUAUGCCAUGAGAAAACUGCUCAUGCAGCGGCCUGAGGAACCGGUCGGUGUGCUUUUAGAAUUCUUUGCCCACGGCAACCUAAGCAAUGAGCUGCAACGCCGCAGUGAGAAGGAAGAAAGGAUGCAAAGACUCGCUGCUCUGCAGCAGGAGCGGGGCAUGAUGCGCGUAUGGCCUUCUUGA
Trypanosoma conorhini is the source of this 375-nucleotide messenger RNA. RefSeq lists its product as uncharacterized. The coding region runs from base 1 to 375 and encodes 124 amino acids. Lineage: Eukaryota; Euglenozoa; Kinetoplastea; Trypanosomatida; Trypanosomatidae. The transcript has a single exon. The record is from RefSeq and is a predicted model, not a curated record.